ACGGGUACGGGAGCCGGGCGGGCACGUUCCGAACCGUGGCUGAGGCGGCGGCGGCGGCGGCGGCUGCAGCGAAGGAUGCACCCGGCAGGCUUGGCGGCGGCGGCGGGGACGCCCCGGCUGCGUAAGUGGCCCUCGAAGCGAAGGAUCCCUGUGUCUCAGCCGGGCAUGGCUGACCCACACCAGCUUUUCGAUGACACAAGUUCAGCCCAGAGCCGGGGCUAUGGGGCUCAGCGGGCACCUGGAGACCUAAGCUAUCCUGCAGCCUCCGCCACGCCCCAGGCAGCCUUCCUGGCUGACCCCGUGUCCAACAUGGCCAUGGCCUAUGGGAGCAGCCUGGCUGCGCAGGGCAAGGAACUGGUGGAUAAAAACAUCGACCGCUUCAUCCCCGUCACCAAGCUCAAGUAUUACUUUGCUGUGGACACCAUGUAUGUGGGCAGAAAGCUGGGCCUGCUGUUCUUCCCCUACCUCCACCAGGACUGGGAGGUGCAAUACCAACAGGACACGCCGGUGGCCCCCCGCUUUGACGUCAAUGCCCCAGACCUCUACAUUCCAGCGAUGGCUUUCAUCACCUACGUUUUGGUGGCUGGUCUUGCGCUGGGGACCCAGGAUAGGUUCUCUCCAGACCUCCUGGGGCUGCAGGCAAGCUCAGCCCUGGCCUGGCUGACCCUGGAGGUGCUGGCCAUCCUGCUCAGCCUCUAUCUGGUCACUGUCAACACUGACCUCACCACCAUUGACCUGGUGGCUUUCCUGGGCUACAAAUAUGUCGGGAUGAUCGGCGGGGUCCUCAUGGGCCUGCUCUUCGGGAAGAUUGGCUACUACCUGGUGCUGGGCUGGUGCUGCGUGUCCAUCUUUGUGUUCAUGAUCCGGACCCUGCGGCUGAAGAUCUUGGCAGAGGCAGCGGCUGAGGGGGUCCCGGUGCGUGAGGCCCGGAACCAGCUGCGCAUGUACCUGACCAUGGCGGUGGCGGCGGCACAGCCUCUGCUCAUGUACUGGCUCACCUUCCACCUGGUGCGGUGAGCACGCUCACUGAGCCUCCCGAUGCUGCUGCUGCUGCUGCUGCUGGGGGCCACUGUGGCCGCCGGACUCAUCUCCCGCCUGCAGGCCCCAGGGUCCACCCUGUUUGGGCACAGGCGCCGCCCCCAUCCCAAGUCCUGCUGAACCCUGCCCCCAACCCAAGGUGCUGAGAGAUCUCCAGCUGCACAGGCCACCACUCCAGGGCGUGGCCACUGUUACAGAAACAAUAAACCCUGAUGGUCAUGA
This is a messenger RNA of Sapajus apella (tufted capuchin), 1260 nucleotides long. It is a transcript of the gene YIF1B, whose product is annotated as Yip1 interacting factor homolog B, membrane trafficking protein. The record is from RefSeq and is a predicted model, not a curated record. NCBI's taxonomy places the organism in Eukaryota, Metazoa, Chordata, Mammalia, Primates, Cebidae. The transcript is spliced from 8 exons. The coding region runs from base 76 to 1017 and encodes 313 amino acids. Gene Ontology annotation, cellular component: Golgi membrane; endoplasmic reticulum-Golgi intermediate compartment; endoplasmic reticulum membrane. Gene Ontology annotation, biological process: endoplasmic reticulum to Golgi vesicle-mediated transport.